Molecule: messenger RNA, 2009 nt
Organism: Neoarius graeffei (lesser salmon catfish)
Lineage: Eukaryota; Metazoa; Chordata; Actinopteri; Siluriformes; Ariidae
Gene: aip
Product: aryl hydrocarbon receptor interacting protein
Exons: 7
Coding region: 12-1037 (341 amino acids)
Molecular function (GO): peptidyl-prolyl cis-trans isomerase activity; protein binding
Source: RefSeq, a predicted model, not a curated record
UCUCACCGAGAAUGGAGGAAGUUGCUCUGGAGCUCAGCGCGGAUGGCAUCCAAAAAAAAGUGCUUUCUCCUGGAAAAGGGGAAAUUCCAGAUUAUCUGGAUGGCUCCAAGGUGAAGUUUCAUUACCGCACUAGCCUGUGUGACGGUACAGUGCUGGAUGACUCCAGGACGAUGGGAGGGAAGAGUAAACCCAUGGAGCUCAUUCUGGGGAAGAAGUUUAAGCUGCCCGUGUGGGAGCGUGUGCUCAGCACCAUGAGAACGGGCGAGAUCGCGGCGUUCACCUGUGACGUCAAGCACACGGCUCUGUACCCGCUGGUGUCUCAGUCUCUGCGGAACAUUAGCAUCGGUAAAGACCCCCUCGAUGGACAGAGGCACUGCUGCGGCAUCGUCCAGGUCCACUCUCACCACUCCCACAGACAGAAAGACCUGGAACAGAUCCAGGCCAACCCUCAGCCCCUCGUCUUCACCAUGGAGCUCCUGGAGGUGCUGGCCCCAGGCUCGUUCGCUUUAGAGACGUGGGCGAUGACGGAUGAGGAGAAGCUGGCCGCUGUGCCGCAGAUCCACGAGGAAGGAAAUGCGCUCUACAAGAAAGGAGACGUGCAGGGAGCCACCGAGAAAUACUACAACGCCAUCGCAUGCCUCAAGAACCUUCAGAUGAAGGAGCAGCCGGGUGAGGAGUCGUGGAUUAAGUUGGAUAGGAUGAUCACGCCGCUGCUGCUGAAUUACUGCCAGUGUAAACUGAUCCAGGGUCAGUACUAUGAGGUGCUGGACCACUGCUCCUCUCUGCUCAACAAGUACGAAGAUAACGUGAAAGCGUACUUCAAGCGAGGAAAAGCUCACGCAGCUGUCUGGAACGAAGUUGAGGCCCGAGCUGAUUUUGAGAAGGUGCUGGCGCUGGACCCGUCUCUGGGGCCGGCCGUGAACAAAGAGAUCCGAGCGAUGGAGGAGCGUAUCCGACAGAAGGACAAAGAGGAAAAAGGACGCUACAAAAAACUCUUCACCUCCAGCAGCACCUCAGCGGCGGCGACUACGAGCUGAAACCGGCGUGGACGUCGUCUCUCGUCCCUCCUGAAGAGACGCUCCGUUACAGAGGGGCUGUAACACCUGAGCACACGAACUCUUCACCAUUUCAACACAAGCAGCUUCUGUGUUUUGUUUCACACACACACUCUCUCGCACAGUCUCUGCAGUGUAACAGUGUCCCAAACUCUAAAGUUCUGACGAGACAGUGUUAGGGACACCAGAUGUGACCUUUAGCGUUUAGCACACACCCUAGCGGUGAGGUGAGAUGCUAAUUUGAAGGAACAUGCCUUUAAUUUUACACAAAAUUUACAGGAUCGAUGUGUCAAACCCUGGUGAAAUAAAGGGACCUGGAAAUGGGACACGCCCCCCUUCAGAAAGACGAUCCGAUAUAAAAUCCUCGAGCACCUUUCUGUAGUCGGCUUCUCUUUAUCAUUAUAUUGUCUUUAUGUGCACGUCUGUUUCUUUAAAUGUGUAAACCUGUGAAUUUAAACAUAACAUAGGGUAAUGAGUAGAAUAUCAUUAUGGAAGUACGCGCACACACACCUGAAGUCGGGGUGGGCGGACGAUACGCUCGUAUAUCUACGCUGCAGGUGAACUGAAAUGCUUUAAGGAAUAUUUUUGUCAACGUGGAAUUAUUACCAAAACAAGUCCGCAUUCUUAAAAGCAUUUAUAAUUGUUCCACUACACUUCCUGUUUUUGUGUUUUUUUUUUUUUUUAUUAAAUAUUCAUCCUAACUUCAUAACGAAGACGAAUAUCACUGAAAACGUGACGUGUUUUGUUGUGAAAAUGUUAAGUAUAAAACGAUACGGUGGUGGUGAUUCUUCCUACCCCGGCUCAAAGAAUUAACCAGUGACCAUCUGCCAAGACACGAACUCCAUUUACUCCACCUGAGUGUUUGUUUGUCGCUGUAAAGGACAACGCUGCAUUUGUUAUAACAAACAAAAUAAAAAAUAAAGUAAAUCUAUUAUCGAUGUCAUUUACAAAUGA